AUGACAGCUUACCUUCCGAAUAUGCCGGCGAGAGCAGUGUCUGCUAUACUAGACUACUGUAACUAUCCAGAGAUCCAAGCCCUCCGUAAAACGUGUCGAUUCCUCUGGCUCACCAUCGACCACCUCCUCCCGGAAGCCCAUCUCUCUGGUCUCCUUAUCAAAACCUUGAAACCCAACCGAAUCGAAAUCAUCAUGAGAUUUCUGAAAAAUCAUCUCCUCAUCACCUACAAUCAACACGAAUACGGGUGCAAUGUGACAUGGAGUGAUGGGGAUGACGAAUGGGAGAAUUUUGUCAGUGACAUUGACUUUUUGACACUAUUUUUCAAGGAUUUCUGGAUUCUCCUCAAGCAUCAAAACGGGAUUUUGCAGUUCUUCCAGCUGAAAAUUGAAGUAGAGAUUCCUGGAUUCUGUGUGAAUAUGGAAAAAGUGUUGAGGUCGAAAAGAAACCAGUUGAAAGUGAAGGAUUUGGACUUGACCGUGUCCAAAGCAAGCCAGAUAAUGUGUGCCCUACCGUACCUCGAUCCAACGUUACGACUCAAUAUGAUAUGGAUAAUUGAGCCGAAGAGAAAUGAGCGGGUAUUGGAUUUAGAGGAAGUCGUCCAGCUUCCCCAAUGGAAGAAUUCAGUUGAAAUCGAGAUUCUGGGAUUCACGGUUUGCAAUUCAAUCGAGCAUUUUCAACAUUUUAAGAAGGCUCAUGUGAAUUCUUUUGAGUUGAUAACUGGGCAGGAGGUGCUGAGGAUGAAUGAGGUAAUCAAAAUGACUUCUGAAAGUGGUCUGAUCAACUUGCCGGAGGACGCUAUGCGUCACAUUUUGGAGAAAUGCGAUUUUCAGGCAGUGCAAUCCCUGCGCAAGACCUCUCCAAUUCUUCGCGGAUUCAUCGCGGAAAACCCACCAAAAUCCGUCAUCUCCAAACUAUCCGUGGGCGUCCACGACAAGAUAAUCGCUCUGAAAGUGACCUACAAAGGUGCCAACUCCGACGACGAUGACGAUGACAACUAUCAACUCCACGUGGAGUACCAACAAUAUAAAGGCGGAUGCAAAGUCCAUCUGGUGAAAUCGUUGACGGAGAAGACGGAGAAAAUUGUAGCCGGGGAGAACAAUCUGGAGGUAUUCAACCGCGACUUUACCUCGCUUCUUGGCUAUCAAGGAGCCGAGAGUCUCGAUCAAUUAUUUGUGGACUCCGGAGAGGUUCACACGUUGCCAGAGAUCACUGAGAAGAUGAUGAAGAAGAUCGCGGAGCAGCUCACGCCGGCGUUGAAAGUCAAGAAAGUAAAUAUAAAUUCCUCGGAUGAGGAGAAAAUCCUGAAAGUGCUGGAUAAGCUUGAGCCGGAACACUUGGAGGAGCUGGUUCUCGAGUCUCGAACUAUUACGUUCGAUGUGAAGUGGAAGAAAAUCGGAGAGAGAUUGAAGGAGAAGUUCUGGAAGAAUCUGAAGGUUCUGGAGUCUGCAGGGGUGUUGGAGGUCAGAAUUGAAGAGCUUCUUCACUUGAAUCAAUUGAAAAUGAAGUCAUCGGUAUAUGGGAUGAAUGACAUCACCACUAUGAAGGAUCACUUCAAAGAUUCUUACACCAACAGAAACAAGUACUUCAGCGUGAUCUACCCUGUUGGGGUGCCCUAUGAGGCGCACACUAUGCGAGCCAGGGAGAUGUAUUGCACAUUAGGGGAUCCUCGCCUGGUACUACUCAUCGCAUUCUACUGGGGACGGGUCGAUAUGAUGUUCAUCGAGCCGUCGGAGGUGCCGCUGGGAAGAAUUGUCAAGGAUUGGUGA
This is a messenger RNA of Caenorhabditis remanei, 1767 nucleotides long. RefSeq lists its product as uncharacterized. The record is from RefSeq and is a predicted model, not a curated record. The transcript is spliced from 6 exons. Gene Ontology annotation, molecular function: protein binding. The coding region runs from base 1 to 1767 and encodes 588 amino acids. Lineage: Eukaryota; Metazoa; Nematoda; Chromadorea; Rhabditida; Rhabditidae.